AUGGAUGACUAUCAAUUUGAUAUCCUCAACAAUCUCACCAAGGCUCCAGGUAAUAUGGGUACUGAUUUCCAUGACGGAUUCAUGCUCGCCAACGACUAUGAAUUUAUAAUAUAUGGUGGCUAUCUCCGACUCAGAGAUGAAUCUGCUAGUAUCAACGAGAUGUGGAGCUUAGCCCGGUAUAUGAUCCAGAAUGGAGCAACGCCGUUGAGCGAUCCAGGAGAAUUCCAGCUGUUAGCCUUGGAUAAUAUAACGAGAUAUAUCGCGAGCGCGGGAAGUGUGAAUGUGCCGAGUGAAAAUAAGGCCUAUGUGUUUAGUGGCGCCACUGGAAAGGAUUGGGGUCCAUUCUUUGACCCACUCACAGCGAACAGCGCCGACUUACGCCCAUAUGGAAAUAGCUCCCAGCUCAUAUCCGUUGAUAUGAGCAUAAUGGGCAGCGAGGUGUGGAGCAAUGUCACCCUCCCCUCGAGCAUCCACGCACGAAUAGGCUCCGAGUUAGUAUGGAUACCAGUUGGGGCUCAGGGAACCUUAGUUGCUAUCGGCGGCUCUAUCAAUCGGGCGCUGUACCCAUAUGAGAAGACUAUAUCAGUGGAGUCGCAGACAUUUGGAGAUGAAUUUAUUAAUAAGGUUCAUUUAUAUGAUAUAGCUAAUGAUAAAUGGUACACACAACAGACAUUUGGUGAAACCCUCUCACCAAAGGCACAAUUCUGUACCGUUGUUGCUUCAUCAAAAGAUAACACCACUCACCAGAUCUACGCAUAUGGUGGACACGAUGACCUUUCCGGAAAUCCCCUCAACAUGAAACCUGUUUCUGCCGACGUUUACGUACUAUCACUACCUUCGUUCACAUGGACCAAAGUAUAUGAUGGUACCGACCAAAUACACCGUCGUAAGGGCCACAAAUGCCACAAAGUGGCCGAUAAUCAGAUGAUGGUUGUUGGUGGACGACCACAGGCCAAUGCUGGAGACUGUUUGAGAGGAGGAUUGAUUAGGCUGUUUAAUCUGAAUACAUUGCAGUGGGAAGACAAGUAUGAUCCAAGGGUUUAUGAUAGUUAUAAGGUUCCAACUGCGGUUUCAGAUGUAAUCGGCGGGAAUGAGGACGGAGGUGGCACACUCCAAGCUAAAACCUGGGACAACGACGAUAUCAAAGACUUAUUCAAUGUCCCCUAUACGAAAACAAUUCCAAUCUACUGGCCCUAUUCCCCCGCUCCCGAUACUACAACCACCAGCGGUAUCUUUACCACCACCCCUGCAUCCAGUGAUGGAGGCAAUGGUCUCCCCUCCUACGUACCACCGCUCCUCGGCGCCAUACUCGGGCUUCUCGGACUGAUUACAAUUCUCUGCGGAGUAUUGUUCUGGUUGCGACGGAAGAAGCGGGGGGGUAGAGGCGCGCCGACAGAUUCGGCGGCGAGCACAACCAGGAAGAACAGGCAGACGUGGAGUUGGUUGUUGGGCGUUUAUGGGGAUGAGAAGCGCGAAUUCCCGGAUGAUCAGACGCCAGGUACCGAAAUGACGAACCCGUACGAUUUACAUUCGGGGGUUAGUCCCAUGACCGAAGCCUCGAAUCCAACGAACGCGGUGAUAGCAGAGGCACAAGGGAGACAAGUGUUUGAGAUGGCUGAUAGCAGCAAACCACAAGAGCUCCACUCCUCUCCCAUGACCCUGGCGGCGGCAGCGGCAAAAAGAGUUACGAUCGUCGAGCCAGCAUCGCCGAGCAUGCCCGAAAUGGGACCAACGAAGUCUCGGGAGGAGCCUCGACCGGAGGAUUUACGAGAUGUUGAUAUGAGUGCUGAAGCUACUUCAAGGGUUAGGAGGGAGGAAACACGAUUGGAACGAGAUAUGGACCCGCGUGUGCUGCAGAGGCUGCUGGAUGAUCCGGGGGCUAAUCUACACGACGAUUGA
Messenger RNA from Morchella sextelata, 1899 nucleotides. RefSeq lists its product as uncharacterized. The record is from RefSeq and is a predicted model, not a curated record. Gene Ontology annotation, molecular function: protein binding. NCBI's taxonomy places the organism in Eukaryota, Fungi, Ascomycota, Pezizomycetes, Pezizales, Morchellaceae. The transcript is spliced from 7 exons. Bases 1 to 1899 code for a protein of 632 amino acids.